UUAAAACCAAGACUGAAGUCGAUGGAAUGGAAUCAUAAACAAACAUAGGAAGACAAUAUGAAAUACGUGAGGUGUUCCUAAUUAUUGCACCAUUUUAAAACCCCAAGACUGAAGUAGACGUCCUGUGACUCGUCGUCGAUGCUGAGCAAGAACAGCAGAACAUCUACAGCCAUGGGUGGGACUAGGAGACUUUUCGUCUUCGGGCUUGAGCUGCUGGUCCUCUUGAGCCUUGCCACAGCCCAAUUGAUGCCAUUCACCUUCCCCUGUUCAUACAGCAGUGCAUCGGAUGAGGGUGGAGAUGAGGAAGGAGAAGUAGCACUUUCCAUCAGUAUCCAUGGCAACCCCAGUCACUAUGUUCCUCAAGAUAUAUACCAAGUGACACUUUCCAGCAGCAGCGACUUUACCCAGGUGCAAGUGAUCGGUCUCUAUGAAUCGUCUACGGCCCAAGCCCUGCCACAACUAUCAAGCUUUGGUCUCCUAAGUCCUGCAUCCUCAGUCUGUACCAUGAUCCAUCAGUACCAUAGUCUGUCGGCUCAGAGACACAGCACCUUCCUGUGGAUUGCACCUCCUGCUGGUACAGGCUGCAUCAAUUUCAUGGUGACAGCAGUGUCCUACCAGCAUCUUCUUUUCAAGGAUGUGAUGGCCCUGCAGCUCUGUGAGGCAGGCAUGCCUACUCCAUCUCCCUUCAGACCACAACUAGCAAUGAUACACAGUGAUGGGGUGAUUCUCAGAGAUGACUUUGAUUCUUCACCUGAACUGGACUACACAAUAUGGUCAGAGAUAUAUGGAGGUAACAUCAGUGAUGCGUGUGGGGCUGUCCUUCAUGGCAACUCCGCCCUAUUCUGUGAUUCCUUUGGACAGCGAGAGCUCAACACCGUUCAUCUUAACACAACUACUGCUUCAGCUCUCCAAUUUGCCAUCAGCUCAGGUCACUGUAAACCAGGAAUUGACGAUUACAGUAUCACUGUUUCCUUUGCCGUUAAUACCAAGGUUGAUUGGCAUAUUAUUGAUAAGAUCAGGGCGCCCUCUGAUGGCAGCACCAGCAUCCACAUCGUCCACCUGCCUGUAGCAGCAAGGACUGAAGAGGUCUCCCUUCGCUUCCAUCAGGACCUCGCCAUGGAUGCCCAUCAUUACAGAGGCUGCUGGGCAUUGGACAACGUCCUCAUCACCAACAUGGCUCAUAGACCGACUUCACUUCAGGAGGACUUUGAUCCAGUAGACCCAACCAGUUGGCUCUUCUUCCCAAAUGGUGCCAUUAGAGAGUAUUGUCAGUCCAGUGGGAAUGCCCUUUGUUUCCAUGGUGAUGAAGAAACAGAGACCGAUGAAUACCAGUUUGUCACUUCUCAAGACCUCAACCUGUGGCAAGAUAUUGGUCAUCCAGGCUUUUCUGAGACAUUUGAGUCCAUCGAGGAUCUAAAUGAUUGGGAAGUGAGCGGUGCAGAGGCCAGCCAGAUGUGUGAUGUAGUACAUUCUAACAACUCACUCGUCAUGAACGGCUUGGACGAGAGACUAGUCUGCACUCCAUACCUCAAUACAACGAACAUGGGCAACCUUCGCUUUUACUACAUCAUGGGUGGUGGAUCAUGUGACCCUGCAGACUCUGAGCUAGUCCAGGUCUCUGUGUAUGCCCAGGUGUCUGGCAAUGACGCACCAGUACUGCUACACAUCUUACCCCAUGAUUCACACAAGAAACCACAGCUAGUCUCGGUAGCCCUCCCACCCACGACCCAGUCUUCAUCCACUAAGUUCUGCCUCUCCCAACCCCGCCACAAUGGCUUGAAUCGAAACGUGUGGGCCAUCGACGACCUCCUCCUUCUGCCGAUCCAGCCAUCGUAUCCCACAAUGCAUCUGCAGUUCGGCCUGAACCUGCGUUGCGGAUCAGAAGCAGAUGAUACAGAGGUCAGGGUGGAGUUUUCAACAGACAUGGGACGGUCGUGGUCUCUCGUUCGUCAGGAAUGUCUACCCGGUGUGUGUGAUGGUGUGAUGACACCUGAUGAUAGCGUGUACACGACGGGAGACUUUUCUGGAAGAUGGAGAAGGAUCACCAUUCCUCUUCCUACAGCUGCAUUGAUGAAGCAUACCAGGUUCAGAUGGCGUCAGAGUGUUCAUGAUUCCUCAAAUACUAAAUGGGCCAUUGAUAAUGUUUAUAUUGGUGAUGCCUGUGGACCCUUAAUGUGUAAUGGACAUGGAAGAUGCACACACUUGGGAUGCAGGUGCGAUCAGGGGUACUCCGGAGUCGCCUGUCAGAUCGCUGUGGGCUUCUUGCCAGGUAACAUGACAGAGAACUUUGAGAUGUUUAACUCAGACUUUGAUGAGAAUGAGAAGUUCAGUGUCAUCCAAGGAGGAUCUACUGGGUAUGGAUGUGGAGUCCUAGCAUCAAGCAAAGCUUUGGUCUUUAAUCAGAAGGGACGAAGGGAGCUCAUCACUCAGGAGAUCAACACAACAAAUAUCAGAUAUUUGCAGUUCACAGUUCGGAUAGGCAGCCAUGGAUCAUCAUCAGGCACAUGUUCUCCAGCGCUCAACGCCUCUGAAUCUGUUCUCGUCCUGUCGUCCUGUGAUAAUGGGAACCAUUGGAAUCUCAUCAAAAUGCUAGAGUAUGAUGCUUAUAAGACGGCUAGAACUGUCCUUAUCCAUCUGAGCCCUGAGGCCCAGAGUGAUGCCUGUAUGAUAAGAUGGUGGCAGCCUUCAAGUGGAGGAGAGAACCAAGCAGUUUGGGCUUUGGAUGAUAUCUCCAUGACAACCAAACUCAGGAAUAACAUCAACCUGGACUUCAGUGACCAUAGGGAGGUGCGGAGAGCUCUUACAUUCCACACUGGUCAGAUUGGCGAGGCAUGCAAUAUCAGUCCUGCACUCAUAUUGCCAGGCCAGUCCCAUUCCAGCGGUGCAUCAAUCCUAGAGACUCACUCUCUUCAGGUUGGGGCUUCCUAUAUGAUACAGUUCUAUCUGGCUGUUGGCUGUGGACAACAGAGGAGACUUGGACAUGAUUACUCCAUUAAUCUGGAGUAUUCUACCGACCAUGGUUUGACGUGGCAUGAUGUAGUCCCACCCUGUAUGCCUGGUGAUGUAGGAUGUACAUCAUACAGACAAGGAUCUCAGUAUCACUCUACAGAGUAUACAGAAUGGACCAGGAUUAGUCUGCCUUUACCUGCAAGACUUAGGUUUGCAGUGACUAGGUUCAGGCUACGCCAAUCCCAUCAUGCCGAUGGAGCGACAUGGGCCAUUAGACAUCUGUAUGUAGGGGAGCAGUGUCCUGAUAUGUGCCGUGGGCAUGGUGUUUGCCAGGAAGGACUUUGCAGAUGUGACAGAGGCUACAGUGGAGUGAGUUGUCUGCCAGAUAACCCUAGACUGAACGCUAUACAAUCCAACUUUGAGGAGGCAGCUACGAUCAAUGCUGAUUGGUCCACCAUUCAGGGUGCAACCAUCAAGUGCACAGGUCAUGGAUGUGGCACCAUAUCUUCAGGAUGCUCUCUCUACUUCCAUGGUCCUGGUGUAAGACAGCUAGUCAGCCAUGAUAUGAGUACGGUAGAACCCAGCUAUAUCCAGUUCUACAUCAGGAUUGGUAGUGAUGAGGAGAGGAGUGCGUGUAGCAGGGCCACAGAGAGGGCAGAGGGUGUCCUACUCCAGUACUCCACAGAUGGUGGUAUCACAUGGCUGCACCUGCUGGAGCUAUACUACCAGGAUUAUACCAUGCCAAGAUUUGUUCGCAAGGAGCUGCCGGCAGGAGCUCAAUCUCCUGCAACCCGUUUCCGCUGGAGACAGCCUCAUCAUGCAGGAGCUUUCAAUAGCCAAUGGGCUGUAGAUGAUAUCUUCAUUGGCAAUGACUUCAGACUUCAGUCUCUGGAAGCCUCAUUUGUGAAUGACAGUCCACACCCAGACAUCUGGAUGUCCACCAGCAGUGGUCAGAUGGGUACAUUCUGCGGGUCAAGGGGUCCGGCCCUCUACUUUGAUGCCGUUGGUGAGGAUAGAUUCGCUGUCACCAGAUCAAUGCAGCUCACCACAAGGGAUGUUGUGCAGUUCAAGGUCGUGGUUGGAUGCCAAGAAGAGUUCUCCCACUUUGCUCCUGUCUACCUGGAGAAAUCCACCGAUGGAGGGCUCCACUGGGAGCUGGUAAGCACCCCUUGCUACCCCUUCUCAGAGGGAGAGGUACAGUGUGAUGGGCAGGGAGGAGAGCUGAGAGAUGGGAGCAUCUACCACUCUGGAAGGUACAAUGACUGGGGAUUGAUAGUGAUUCCUGUUCAAAGUGAUAUGACCCACAGCAACGUCCAGUUUCGUUGGUGGCAGGCUGGUGAUCCCCUUGCUCCAGCCUUUGGGUUGGAUGAUGUGUACAUCGGUCAGUCUUGCCCUGGUCACUGCAGUGGACAUGGGGUUUGUAGGAAUGGAGACUGUGAAUGUGACUCGGGAUAUCAUGGUACAUCCUGUACACCCAAGGGGUCCAAUCCACAGAGUUUCAUCGAUGGCUUUGAUACGAUGAGACCCCAGAGUGAUGGUCAGUGGUCUCAUACCUUGGGUGCUGACGUGGGUCAAGGGUGUGGGGUCAUCAAGAUGGACAACUCUCUCUACUUCAGCUCCACCGGACCAAGAGAAGCUCAGACAGAGCCUGUCAAUACUACUUCCAUCAAAAUCGUCCAGUUCUAUGUCCAGAUAGGUAGCAUGGACCAAGGUGACCAGUGCAUGCCAGCCAUGGAUCGCAGUGAGGCCAUCAUUGUCCAGUAUUCCAAUAAUUCUGGCAUCACAUGGCAUACACUGAAGGUUCUUGACCCCACUCAACUAGGUGAAAGGUCAACGCAGGUCACCAUAAGUUUGCCCUCUGGGGCUAAGACACCGGAUACUGUGUUCAGAUGGUGGCAGCCUUUUGUGUCCCUUGGUAUUCCAAGGGCACAGUGGGCGCUGGAUAACAUAGUGAUCGGUGCCAACGAGACCAGAUUGUAUGGCUUUGAGGAUACCUUCACUGGUGGUGCUAGUGAUAGCUGGUAUAUGACGAUGGGAGGACAGGCUAAGCCAUUCUGUGGGGCCCAAGAUGCGCUGGUCUUUGAUUCCACUAUAGGGGUACCUCGCUACACUGAGACCUGGGAUUUCCAUGUCACCAUGACUGCCUUCCUGCAGUUUGAACUAACCAUGGGUUGUGCAGGGGGCACACCAUCCCUCCCAGCCUAUGCUGUUCUGCUAGAGUACUCCUUGGACAUGGGACAGACGUGGCACCUGGUGGCGGAAGAAUGCAGUCCUCCAGACAUGGGGUGUGGUCGAUACGGGAUGAGCACAGUCUACCUGUCUCAGAUGCAUCAGGAUUGGACAAGGGUCACGGUCUAUCUGCCUGUAGCUGCUAUAUCCACGUCCACCAGGUUCCGAUGGCAUCAGCCCGAUUUCCGAAACAACCGCGAUGUCUGGGCCAUAGAUAAUAUUUACCUUGGCAACAGUUGCCCUUGGAUGUGUUCUGGACAUGGACGUUGUGAUAGAGGAUAUUGUGUAUGUGACCCAGGCUAUGCAGGAAGCUACUGUGUACCAAGUAUCCCAUUACCCAAGCAGCUCAAGGACAGCUUUGAUGGACCACCCAGGUUGGACUCGACUCGAUGGCUCUACAAGUAUGGCAGGAUCCGGGGCAGCACCCAAUGUGAUGGGGUAUUGGUGUCUGGCAAUGCUGCAAUUUUUAAUCAGCCCGGUGUGAGGAUGUUAGUAUCCCAAGAUGUGGAUGCUACUAUGAUGGAGUAUGUCCAGUUUACGUUCAAGUACAGUUGCUAUGACGAUCCGUCAUCUAGUCGAUCAUCUGCGGUUCUACUUCAGUAUUCCAUCAAUGGUGGUAUUACGUGGGAACUGUUGCAAGAACUUCCCUUUACUCCCCUUCCGGCAACAUUCUUCAAUAUCAAGCUUCCAAUGUUGUCCAAGACCAACUCGACCCGCUUCAGGUUCUGGCAGCCCCAGCACUCCCUUCAAGGCAAUGCAUGGGCCCUGGAUAACCUCGUCAUCGGGGGUAACUUCAUGACCCGAGGACCGCUCCAGGAGACCUUUGAACUCGGCCGCAUCAAUAACAAUGACUGGUUGUUCUAUCCAGGGGCGACAACACUGACUGAGCACUGCCCUCAACGUCAGAGGCAGGGUGUGUCGUAUCUACCACCAAGUCCGUAUGAGCUAUCAAGAGGGAACGGAUUGAGCUAUCGAAUUGGGAAUCAUCCAUCAUUGGUGUUUCCUCACAGUAUUGGAGAACACUCUGUGACAACUAGAGAUAUUGAUAUCGAUGAAAGUAGCAUCCUUCAGUUUGAGAUCAAUGUGGGAUGCACCAAUCAGUCGAGUGCUACCCAUCCAGUCAGGCUGGAGGUAUCCAGAGACUACGGUUCCUCCUGGAGUCUACUCUCACCAGACUGCUUCUCCAACCAGUCUACGUGUCUCUCAUGCUCUGAGCAUCUCACCACUCCCACAGUCUACUACAGUGGAGAGAAUGAGAGAUGGGUUCGGUAUACCAUUCUCCUCUCAAGACUUCAUGUUUGUGGAACUGUACGAUUCCGUUGGUACCAGGGCUUCUUCACAGCCCAGGAGAACCCCAAGCAGUGGGCCAUAGAUGGGAUCUACAUUGGACCAGGCUGUCCUCUCAACUGUAACGGACAUGGUUCCUGCGUCAAUGGAUUCAUGUGCCACUGUGACCCGGGUUACGGAGGACAGAUGUGCCACGCCCUACUACCAAACCCUUUCUUCCUCAAGGAAUCCUUUCAAAAUUCUGGAUCGUUAGACCGAAAGAAGUUCUCACAGUGGAGUGGAGCAGAGGUUACUCAGAAGUGUGGAACCUUGAUCACAGGAAAGAGCCUUCAUUUCACUGGAUCUGGGAGAAGAAUGCUUACAACGGUUGAUAUGGAUCUGACUAUGGCAAGUAUCAUCAGCUUCUACAUCCGGCUCGGUUGCUCCCAGCGUCCUCCGUCUCAACUGAAUCUACCCAUCAUCCUCCAGUCCUCGUCCAACGGUGGCAUCACAUGGGAUACCAUCCAGGAAAUGACCUUUGACCCCCAGAGCAAUGACCCUAUGUAUGUAGCCCUUCAGCUUCCUGCCGGGUCACACUCCAACGCUACCAGGAUCAGGUGGUGGCAACCAUCCAGGGACGGGGCUUACAUGGAUGAGUGGGCCAUUGAUCAGAUUUUUAUCGGUGGAUACAUCCAUGGUCAGAUGGUCCUUGAAGAUGAUUUCACCACAUCGCUUCAGAAUGACGAUGAUCAGAACUUCUCUCUUCAUGAUCAGAAUUGGCUCAUCUCACCUGGUAGCACCAUGGGCCAGGUGUGUGGUGUUGCUCAUAAUGCUCUACACUUUGCCAGCAAUGAACAGAUGAGAUACACCAUCACCUCUGAUGUCAUGGUAACAGACCACACCUUCCUGCAGUUUGAUAUCGCUCUGGGGUGCACUGCACAGGAGACAUGUUAUGGUAUACUCCUGGAAUACUCCCUUGAUAUGGGUAAGACCUGGGACCCCCUCCUCACUGAGUGCUUCCCAUCUCAAGUUGAAUGCACCAGCUAUCAUAUGAGGAGUGUUUAUCUGGCUGACAUCUACUAUGGAUGGAACAGAGUGACACUGCCUCUUCCACACUACACAAGAUCCAAGAGUACCCGUUUCCGUUGGAGCCAGCCACCUCGCUUUGACCCGGGUCACGAGUGGGCUCUGAGCAAUGUUUACAUUGGAGCAGAGUGCAGUGACAUGUGCCAUGGUCAUGGGCAAUGCAGCUCUGGAAUAUGCAUAUGUGAUCAGGGAUGGACUGGUCCCUCCUGCCAGCGACCCUCUGCACGUCUUCCUCAAUCUCUACGUGACACAUUCUCUGAUCAGCCUGUUAGUGGACAGGGUCAUUGGUCAAAGGUCGUUGGUGCAAGAGCAUCAACAUCCUGUGGACCAGUGGCUUCUGGGACUUAUCUUCAUUUCACAAAGUCCUGCAGCAGACAGCUGGUGACCUCGGACUUUGACUUGACCCAUGCAGACUACGUCCAGUUCUACUACCGCUUUGGUUGCCUGAAUCCCCCUCAGCAUCGGGAUGAAGGAGUCCUCCUGGAGUACUCAUUAGAUGGGGGCAUAACAUGGACCCUCCUCUUGGAGUUAUACUACCACCAGAACGGCAGAGAAAUAUUCGUGUCACUAGCCCUCCCUGCUGAAGCACGCCACAACGGCACCCGUCUGAAAUGGUGGCAGCCAUCUCACUCAGGCCCUGACACUGCUGACUGGGCCAUCGACAAUGUCUUCAUAGGGGGAUCAGCUACCCUACCUCACCUCCUGAGGGACUCUUUCUCGACGGAAAACAUCCAGGACCACUGGCUCUUCUCAGAUAACGCAGCUUUAGGAGAGUUCUGUACCCGCAAUGCUGGGCUUGGUGAUACAGGGAUGCAGCCUACAAGGGAUGGGGUAUCAUGGAUUGGAGGAAUCGAUGCAAUCGAGAGUUCAUCCUUGACGACCCAUGACAUGAUACUAAAGAAAGGAGAUGUACUAGAGUUCAAGAUUAGCAUCGGUUGUAACUCAUCUUGGGAUAGUCCAAUCCAGCCUAUCCAGUUAGUCUACUCCGUUGACCAUGGAUUGACCUGGUCACUGGUCACUCAAUCGUGUUUGCCCUCUGACCCGAGCUGCGGAGGUGAUGUGACCCUUCCCAGCGUCCUCUUUCUGUUCAAUGGAUGGAGGAGGCUGGUCACACCCCUCACAGACAAGAUGACAGGAAGACCGAUACGAUUCCGAUGGUACCAGGGGGCUACUUCCGCUCCCCACCCCGCAUACCAGCAAUGGGCUCUAGAUGAUAUCAGGAUAGGACCGCCCUGUACUCUCAUGUGUAGUGGGCAUGGAUCAUGUGACUAUCCAACAUGUGUUUGCGAUCCUGGUUUCCAUGGUGAUUCAUGUGAGAGGAGCUCCGGAUUACCGACUUUCCUGAAGGAGGAGGUUGUUGGCAGUAAGAUGUCUCCUAGCAACUGGCCUCUCAUCCAGGGUGGGGUCAUCACCAAGGGGAGCAGUGAGAGGACAUGUGGGGUCAUAAGAGAGGCAAGGUCGGUGUACUUCAGCGGGAGUGGUGCAAGGCUAGCUAUGACCACAUCACUAGAUAUCAGAGAUGCAAGAUUCAUCCAGUUCUACAUUGUAAUUGGAAGCCAGAGUAAUGCAGAGCAUUGUUUGACAGCGACAAGUCGACUUGAGUCUGUCAUCCUUCAGUACUCCACCGAUGGAGGAAUCAGCUGGACCUUGCUCAAAGAAUUGUAUUAUCAGCAGUACCAAACACCCAAACUGGAAUAUAUAUCCCUUCCCAUUAAGGCCAGGACACAUGCUACUCUGUUCAGAUGGUGGCAACAUCUUGCUCAGGCUCAAUGGGCUCUUGAUAAUAUUUUUAUAGGUGGCUCUGAGAUCAACCCAAGUACAUUAUCAGAAUCAUUCGAGCACGGACACCAGCAAAGCAUGAUUUGGGAGUUUUACCCUUACGGACAGAGGCAGCAAGAGGUUUGUCAUCAGCGCACUACCGCCCUCUUCUGGGCAAACGAGAGGAAUGGCGCUUUCGACAGUGCAGCCAUCACUCGACAGCUCAUAGUGGACAAGAAUUACAUGAUACAAUUUAAGAUCGUAGUUGGAUGUCAGAGCACCCCAUCGUGCAACUUGGAUUAUCCUAUCAUCCUAGAGUACACUGCUGAUCCUCACCAAGACCAUUGGACGGUCCUCAAACCAGCCUGUCUCCCUGGAGACGAAGAGGAUGUGAGAUGCGAUCCGUUUGGUUACCAUGACAGCAGCUCUUACUCAGAGAAUGGGUAUCAUCAGUGGCAGACUGUCACAAUGGAGCUUCCAAGAGAUACAGUGUCUGGCUCCACACAGUUCCGUUGGAUCCAGCAAGAUGCCUCUAGUCUGGCGCCCUCAUGGGCUGUGGAUGAUGUGUACAUUGGAGAGAAGUGUCCAAACAUGUGCAGCGGACAUGGGCAGUGCGUAGAGGGCCCAUCGUGCGUAUGUGAUCAAGGCUAUGAAGGAGACUCGUGUACCCCGUCCUUGCCACUACCAACAUACUUCCGCUACGGCGUUGAUCGUGGUCUCAUCCCAUCCAUGGACCCUUGGAGUAAGGUCAACGGAGGGGGCGAAGGUCACGGGUGCGGUCCUCUGACACCCCAUGCUCAUGGCAUGGCCCUGUAUUUCAGUGGGUGUGGUCUCAGACAGACAGUGACAGUAGAGCUGGAUACAAGACUCAUUGUGGAGAUUGGCUUUGUGUUGCAGAUCGGCAGCCGAGAUCCCAACAACACCGCCUGCCACAUCAACUACGCCUCCCCCACCAUCAGGAGCAAAGCCGUCCUCCUCCAGUACACCCUUGACAACGGCAUCCACUGGUAUCUGAUACAGAGCCACGCCCCUGGAGACUACAGCGAACCCACCAGGGUGUUGUAUGACCUACCCCGGGAGGCUAGGGGGCUUGGAGUCCGGUUCAGGUGGUGGCAGCCAAGACAUGACGGGGUGAAUCAAGAUCAGUGGGCACUGGAUAAUGUAGACCUUGUGAGUUUCAGCAGAAAGAAGCGUUCCUCACCAGCUGAAACCCUGAAGGUGUAAUGUCUUCCAUCAAGUUCUAACAAAAACAUCGGAUCAGUAAAGUAACGUCAGAUGCCAGCUUUAUGCUUAAGGUGCUCUCGUACAAAAUGCUCUCAGAAUUAACAGAAAUGUAGAUAAAUGUAAAUGUAAAUAUAAGAAUAUAGAAAUACAUGUAGAAUCUCUUUCCGUGAGUUGUUUCAGUGAGAUUUUUUUUAUUAUACCAAGUUUACACCUUUGAGAAAUAAACCAAGCAUUCCAAGUGACUUUAUUGGACCUCCACAUAUUAAGUAUUAUUUCAACUCGGUCAUAUAUGUGAUGUGCUUAGGACCAACAUAUUUGUAUGGAUAACUUCCAUGAAUUUUUACUCAUGUACAACUGACAGCUUACUGGUAUGUUAUUUAUUACAUUUGUUUUUUUACCUUUAAUACAUGUAGUGAAUUUUUAAAAACUUUUGUACAUUUUUUAUCCAAAUAUGGCUCAUUAUAUUGUAUUUUCAAUACAACAAGUGUCUUAAACAAAAUAUAGCUGUACUUUUAAGCAUUAAAAGAUGUUUUUAAUGAAUUGAUGAAAUGGUCCAAGACUAGAAGCAUCAGAGUUACUUGGAAUGGUGUCUUAUUAAUUGUAAGUGCAUUUUGAUGGGCUUGUAUUUGAUAGCCACAUUUUGAUUAAAAAGAAAAAAUGUAUGAAAAGAUGAAUGGAUUAUGUGACAUGUGAACAUACAUGUAUGUGGAUAUUCAAGUAUUGAGCCCUUGCACAUCGGCAUGACUGAUUUGAGCUAAUCUUGAGCUCUAUGGUAUGGGAAUCGUAUUUUGAGAGAUAAUUGCUCUGAUCCUGCAGUAGAUUGGUUGUCUGAACCAGUGAAACAAAAACAAAGGCACAACUUACUGGGCAUCACCUUCGAUAAAAACCACAACUCCCAUUUGCACGUAAUGACCUGUGUUUAAUAAGCACAUGGUGCCUGGCCUAACUUAAUUACCUGGAUUUCCUUAUCUUUUUAUGCUCAUUUCUCGGCAACUAUACAUUUUCUACCAAAAUUGUUUGGCACAUGUUAUGUAUUUGUAAUCUUCACCAUUUAGUGCAAGUUUCGUCAGAUUUUGUGAGAAUUUUUUAAAUUUUAUAAACCGGUACCAGAACUCAAGUUUA
Strongylocentrotus purpuratus (purple sea urchin) is the source of this 11634-nucleotide messenger RNA. Its product is annotated as reelin. The coding region runs from base 139 to 10512 and encodes 3457 amino acids. NCBI's taxonomy places the organism in Eukaryota, Metazoa, Echinodermata, Echinoidea, Camarodonta, Strongylocentrotidae. The transcript has 56 exons. The record is from RefSeq and is a predicted model, not a curated record. Gene Ontology annotation, molecular function: lipoprotein particle receptor binding. Gene Ontology annotation, biological process: central nervous system development; neuron migration.